AUGUCGCAUGAUAGUACGACGCGUUUCAUUGCGGCGGUUCGGGAGCAACCAGUGUUGUGGAACGUGGCACUAAAUGCAUAUCGAAACGGCAUGGCGCGGGAAAGAGCGUGGGCGAAAAUAGCUGAAAAGCAGGGCUUUACCAUCAGCGAAGUGAAGGAAAAGUGGAAGAGUCUUCGUUCUUCCUAUCGGCACUACACCAAGGUCCGGAAGGACAGCAUGUCAUCCGGAGCAGGAAAUACGACCCUCGCAGCCGACAUUUACCUUCCGAAAACUCGGUUGAAGGCUUCGGAACGUGUGGAUCCAUCCCAGGAUGCAGUGGUGAUGGAAGAAUGGUUGGAUGAUGCACUAUUGGAUACUGCUGCGCGGGAAGUGGUGUUGGAGGAGGCGGUUUUGGAGGAGGAGGUGUUGGAGGAGGAGGUGUUGGAGGAGGAGGUGUUGGAGGAGGAGGUGUUGGAAGAGGAGGUGGUGAUGGAGGAAGAGCAUCAACCAAGCCCAUCCCAUCGGCAAUCGGCGGUACGAUCAACCCGUCAAAAUCGACACGAGGAGAACUCCCGCAUCGAUGAGGAAUGCAGUGAGGCACUACAGUCGUUGGUUGAAAUGAACCAUGCGAUUCUGGACCACCUGAAUCGUCCAGAAAUGCACUAUGUGUCCUCAUUGCGAGAAAAGCUGAAGCAACUUUCCCCCCGAAAGAGAACGGCUGUUAUGAUCGAAAUCGACGCCCUGGUAAACAAAUAUCUGGAGAGAGAAUUGGCAAAUCAAUAG
This is a messenger RNA of Anopheles marshallii, 762 nucleotides long. RefSeq lists its product as uncharacterized. Gene Ontology annotation, biological process: regulation of transcription by RNA polymerase II. NCBI's taxonomy places the organism in Eukaryota, Metazoa, Arthropoda, Insecta, Diptera, Culicidae. Bases 1 to 762 code for a protein of 253 amino acids. The record is from RefSeq and is a predicted model, not a curated record. The transcript has 3 exons. Gene Ontology annotation, cellular component: nucleus; transcription regulator complex.